Molecule: messenger RNA, 1464 nt
Organism: Linum tenue
Lineage: Eukaryota; Viridiplantae; Streptophyta; Magnoliopsida; Malpighiales; Linaceae
Source: the annotation of a GenBank genome assembly
GUCUAAAGUUUUCUACUGCUGGGGAAAAAAAGUAUCGAGUGGGAAAAUGGCUGCCAACGGUCGGAACUUCGUCGGAGCCAAUGAGAACCUUCCGCCGUUCAAGCAUUUCUUCAAGGUGAUCUGGCCGGAAGCCAUACAGACCAAGAAACUGAUGCUCCCUCGGAAGUUUGCCGUGACUUACAACGACGAGCUUUCUCGCGAGGUGCUUCUGGAAGUUCCGAACUCCAGAGUUUGGCGGGUGCGGCUGACCAGGGAGCGUGGAGACGAAACCAAACUGUGGCUCCACUCUGGAUUUGGGGAUUUCCUCCGUUUCUACUCCAUCGUCGCACGAGACUGCCUGAUUUUCAAGUACAAUGGCCGCUCCCGUUUCGAAGUGGUCAUUUGCGACUCCACCGCCUGCGAGAUCGCCUACCCAAAUGAAGAACCUCCGGCAUCUUCCGGUGAAGAUGGCGACAGCUACGACGACUCUGAGUUUGACAGCGACGCUCCCGCUGGAGAAGAAGAAGAACACAGUAACGGUUCUGGGUCAGAGAGCGAGCAAGCGGAGAUCGGAAAUCCCCGAAGUGGUGAUGGAUCAUGGUCUCGCCGGAGAUUUAAACGACCGGCCGGAACUACUGCAGACGGUCGAGAAAACAGAGGCAAACGACCUCGUCUGACGGAGGAGGACAGUGAUACCUCGGCGGACUCACAAUCUGACGAUCACCGGCGAGCGGGAAAAGGAAGCGGCAAAGGCAAAAGGGUCUGGAAGUGGACGGGAAGCGGCGCUUCAGGAUCCCGCCGCCGGGGAAAACGCCCCCAGCCCAGUUGCGGGAGGGACGACGAUCUGCGGAUCCGGCUGCUGGCGUCAAAGAUCGUGACGAUAACCCGGUUCUGGUGGAGCUUGAAGCACUUGUCUACAGAGAGCAAGAACGCGAUUCACAGAGCCAUCGACCGCAGCAACCCAGGAAGCCAUUCUGUACUGAUCGUCAUGAAGAAGACUCACAUUCAUCCAGGCAUAUUCAACAUACCUGCUAAAUUUGCCAAAAAGCACUUCCAUCAGCAUUCAGAAGUGGUCACAAUGCGUGUCUACGAGGAGAACGAGGGAUUUGUGGGCGAAUGGUGCGUCUCUGCGGAAAGAAUUGAGCGUAAUCUCGUGAGUGUAAAAAGAGGGUGGAUUGAGUUUUGUGCAGACAAUCGUUUGGUGGAGGAAGAUGUGUGUUUGUUGGAUCUCGUUGAUCGGAAGGGAAAGAUUUUCGAUGUUCACAUUUUUAGGGCUGAAUGAAUGUGAAUAUUUAGUGGGGCUGGAGAUUAAGUAGGAAUGCUACUGCGGUGGUGUAGUUAGUUGUUGUAAACUCGCCGAUCUAAUCCUUCAAACAGUUUAUGUGGCUUGUUGUAAUAGGUUUGUAUCUGUGUGCUGUUUUUUUUUUUUUCUUUCUCUCUUUAGUUGAGCUGUUGGGUAUGUUUAUCGCAGAAGAGUUAUUCUGC